AUGAGAUCGAAAAUCGGUGGAGAUAAGAAAAAGGAAAACUUACAAAUUUCGAGCAGGGGUAGGGUUUUGCAGAACAAGAUCAUUUUGUACAAUAAUAACGCUAGAGUGCUGAGUGAUGGCGCAAACCACGACCCUUCCAUUCACUCGAGUCUUUUCGCUCAUUCACCGGCCCUUGCAAAGAAGCCAACGUAUCCGGGUCGGGCCCCAAUCCCUGACCCGACCCGUAAACAUGAGAAGCCAACAUAUCACUCGACCGCUUGUCGAGCCAUGAAAGAAUAUCUGAGAAGACAAUCUCGAUGUUCUCAUCUGGCUCGCCUGAUGUCAAGCCGUGCCACAUUCCGGGAUAGAAUUUGA
This is a messenger RNA of Striga asiatica, 354 nucleotides long. Lineage: Eukaryota; Viridiplantae; Streptophyta; Magnoliopsida; Lamiales; Orobanchaceae. The record is from the annotation of a GenBank genome assembly.